UAGUGCAGAUACUCCAGUUUUUAUAGUGAUUACGAAGAUCAUACAAGAUGAAGUGCAUCAUCAGCUGCAUACUCCUGUGCAUGUUUGCUACAGCAUGUCUGACCUCGUGUCCAUCGAAAUGUGGACUUCCAUCGUGCCAACAGUGUGCAACGGUUCAUGAAAAAAUAACUUAUCUAGACCAUUACGUGGUAGAGGAAGCACCGAAGCAUCCGUAUUGCGGUGUCCCAACGUGUAACAAAUGUGUCAAGACAGUUACUUGCAAGCCGAAGUGUGCAGAAGUUCCCGAAUAUCAAAAUGUGUAUACGUUUGAAGAGGAUCUUUGUCCCGAAGGAUAUUACUGGAAUGGGUAUUUCUGUGCUGUGGGAUGCAAGUGUAAAACUCAUAAGCCCUCUUACUACUGAAAAAGUAACUAAAAAAAUAUACAUUUAUAUCGAAAAUAAAUAUGAUUUUUUCCGUAACUGUCGACGAAAAAAAUAAGUGAGUCAUCUAUAAUUUGCUUUAACCAAUUUGGGAUAUUUCCAUGAUACCAACGGUAUUCAACUGGUAAAUUAAUGUAGUCUAGCAUAACUUAUUCGUUCUUCUGUGCAUGCGUAAAUUAAACUCAUUUUUGCAUUGAUUGUUUUUGUUGUUUAUUUUAAAAGUUUUGCGAGUUUUAUUUUCAGGAUUAGAACGAAGCUGGUUUGCAUUGUCAUUGCUCACAGAAACAAUCCACGCAACUUUGAUGAAAAAAAAACUAUUUUCUAACCUCUAGACUGGGACAGGACGUGAUGGGUCGGGACGGAACGGGAUGGGACGAGUCGAGACGGGAAGAAUCGGAACGGGACGAGUCGGAACGUUAACAAUUGAAUGUCAGUGCUUUAGAUUGUGCGUCUGCUACUAGGACCAGGAUGAAGAAGUAUCUGAGUGGCUAAUGAAUAGUUGUUGCAUCCUUUUAUACUACAAGCUCUAUGUUCGAUCUUUAGUCACAUGCGCCGGAGUUGUAAUAAAAUAAUACAAACAAACAUGUGCAGACGUUUGCGAUCC
Molecule: messenger RNA, 1023 nt
Organism: Anopheles arabiensis
Lineage: Eukaryota; Metazoa; Arthropoda; Insecta; Diptera; Culicidae
Exons: 2
Coding region: 48-401 (117 amino acids)
Source: RefSeq, a predicted model, not a curated record